This is a messenger RNA of Microthlaspi erraticum, 741 nucleotides long. Lineage: Eukaryota; Viridiplantae; Streptophyta; Magnoliopsida; Brassicales; Brassicaceae. The record is from the annotation of a GenBank genome assembly.
AUGACAAGAGGGAACCAAGAUGAGCCAAUGGAAGAGGCUGAGGCAGAGCAAGAGGAGGAUGAGCUCCCCAUGCCCUUGGAAUCUUUGAGGAUGUGGAGUUGGUGCUCAAGAACAUGCACUUGGCCAAGUUCUUCUCUCACCGCAUGGAUCUACAAGGAGCUCACUUCUUGGAGAUCUGUUUGGGUUCACUAUGGAGAAGGAACCAAUGGAACAUCAAGGAAAAGAACUCCAAAGAGUUGGGCUACAAUCGCUGAUGGAGUGUACUCUUCCUCAAGGUCCAAGGCUGCUCAGAUCAGGAGCCCAGUGCUUGAGAUAUGUGCACAAGGCACUUGCCAACACCUUCUUUGCAAGGAAAGCCACUGGACAAUCAAUGAGGGAGAAGUGAAGCUCUUGACAUGGGAAUCAAGCCCAUCAUCUCACGCACAAGAUGGGAAGAAGAUCAGAGGAGAUAGGGCACACGCAGGGAACUCAUGCCUCUCCUUGAGCAGCUCCAACCUACAAGUCACAGCUUACAACACUAGGCAUCAAGAGGAAGAAAGCUUAGUGUUGGAGGGUCAUCACACCUAUCUUUGUGCAGCUGGAGUCAACUGGACAAGAGAAGGUCUACUCCACCAGGUUGGAUGGACAUCAAGUUUUGCAAGACCAACCUCCUCAUUGAGCACAAGGAGUUGGAUGGGAGAUUCCAAUUCAAGUUCACCAUCCAUUGGCUGGACCCUCCAAGCUUCUCCUGCCCAACCCUGA